GUAUAAACAAUUCACUGCAAUCACCCGAAACCGAGCAGGAACCGAUUGCGGAGCCUAGCUCGACGGUCGUAAAAAUCCGGCCCUAAACCGUUCAAUGCACUACCGUCCCGGUCCGUUCAGGUAAACGAAGGCGCGAUGGGAGGCAGUGUCUGGCGCACCUGUCUGGUGCUGUCGGUGGCCGCCAUCUGCUGGACCACGCCAGCGACGGCGCACGGCUGGGGCUCGGAAGACAUGGAGCUGUUCGAUCUGGUCGAGGAAGUGAACGAAAACUUCUACCAGCUGAUGAACAUCAGCCAAACGGCUACGUUGGCCGAAAUCAAGCGCGCCUUCCGGACGCUCUCGGUCGUACUACACCCGGACAAGAACGAUGCGGAGGACGCGAACAUCAAGUUCCGCAACCUGGUCUCGGUGUACGAGACCUUGCGCGACCCGACCAAGCGCGAAAAGUACGACAAGGUGCUGAAGGAGGGCAUGCCGAACUGGAAGUCGGCUAUAUACUACUACCGACACGUGCGUAAGAUGGGCAUGGUCGAAAGUGCCACGAUCCUGUUCGUCGUGAUCACCGUGAUGCAGUACUUCGUGGCAUGGGCUGCGUAUGUCGAGAAGAAAUAUACGGCGGAACAAAUUGUUGGCAGCAAGCUGAAAAAGUUAAACAAAAGGAAGCAAACCAACGUGCAGCUAGAAGAGUUGAUCAACGAAAUACCAUUGCCGAGCAUUAAAAAUACACUUCCAUUUCAAAUCCCUUGGUGGGUGUGGAGUACGAUCACCGGCACGCCCGGAGCCAUUCGCGGGAUGUUUGAGCUGUAUAAUCAGCAAAAGAAGCUGAAGGAAGAGGAACUGCAGCGCGAGCAGGAGGAAAUCGAAUUGCAGGCCUCGCUGGAGGAGCAGCGAGCGAAGGAUAAGGAAAACCGAACACUUCGCAAGCGCACAAAGAAGAUGCUGGUGCCGGAGAAAACCGACGAAGAGCUGGCCGCGUACAGUCAGAGUAUUCUCAAGCCCGGGCAGGACACGAAGGAAACGACCGCACCGCCGCCCCAGUCGGGCGGACUCUGGACGGAGGACGACCUCACCGAACUGGUGCGGUUGGUGAAGAAGUACCCCGGCGGCACGGCGAACCGCUGGGAGCUGAUCGCUGACCUGAUGCAGCGCAGCGUCGAAGAAAUCACCUACAUGGCCGCCAAGAUGAAAGAGUGUGGCUACCGGUUACCGCAUCAGGCCGAAACGAGUGUGGCCGAGUCACUCGCGGCCGGCCAGGUGCCGGCAAAGGUGAAAACAAAAACGCGUGACAACGCCGACGCAGCGGCCAACACCAGCACCUGGUCGCAGCAGCAGCAGCAAGCCCUCGAGGUCGCUAUCCAGAAGUAUCCCAAAUCGGCCAACUACGACCGCUGGCAGAAGAUCGCCAGCAGCGUGCCGGGCAAGUCGAAGGAGGAGUGCAUCGCCCGGUACAAGUAUCUGGUGGAGCUGGUGAAAAAACAAAAGACGACAGCUGUCGCAGCCGACAAUGACGAAGAUUCGAAAGCGUCCAUCAGUCGCGAGCCACCACAACCGGAGCCGGUUAGUCAACCCGUCGGAGAAAGUGUCCCGUCAGCCAUCGAUGGGACAGGGAGGAACGGCGAGGAGGAGGACGAGGAGGAGACGACAGGUGGGGCCGCACAGGGUGGCCACAGCGAAAGCGUCCGACCGGGUGGCAAAAGUAGCUCCAAAAGCAGACGACGGGAGCGAAAAAAGGCAAAUGCGUACUACAGCUACUCGGACGAUUCGGACAUGUCAAAUGAUCCAGGGGAAAUAUAAAGUGUGUUCGAUGUACUUCGCGAUACAAUAGACUCCUGUUUAUCCGUUGUAAAGAUUGACACGGCAUCCGCGAAUAAUCUACAAAAUGUUCAAGAAACCCAACUAAACGGUUCAUAUUAACGUAUACCGAAGAAGUUUAUUUCAUUUAAUACCUUGUAGACGGAAGAACGGACAUGUCCAUCUUGACGCGUGUGUGACGUUUCUAAUAUUAACGUAAGCGACAAUUAGCAAUUUGCUGGCCUUCUAAUGGUUGAUUUGUUGCUUGUUGCACAACGUUGUAUAUUGUUCAUGAAAACAUUAUUCACCUUUUCUUCACAAAUGUCCGACAGGAAAACAGACAUUGUAUUGUGAGUUACAGUUGCCCACACAUUCGGCAGACACCGGACCAGUUUUCUGGGAGCUGACAGUACCGCAAGCAGUAAAUUUUAUAAAACACAUUACGAAAAGUAAAACUUUCUUCCUAAACAAGCGUGUAACAGAAAAAAAGUAAAAAAAAACCUGGACCGGCUGCGGAUAACCGGGAGUCUACUGUACUUCCCCCAUCGGAACCACCUCCCAUGAUUUGCCGACGGUAUCUUGCACACCCGGUGGUCAGCCGGUCAAAGACCAUCCGGCGGAUGCCAAAUACCUUUUUGCGAUGUGAGAUAAGCUAAAGAAUAAAUCAAUUUAAAACUACAUU
Molecule: messenger RNA, 2473 nt
Organism: Anopheles coustani
Lineage: Eukaryota; Metazoa; Arthropoda; Insecta; Diptera; Culicidae
Exons: 3
Coding region: 136-1794 (552 amino acids)
Cellular component (GO): endomembrane system
Source: RefSeq, a predicted model, not a curated record